AAGAAGAAUGUUGGAGAAUUCAGUAUGCUGGAGCUUGACGUUUUUUCUCGAGAUAUUGGGGGGCGAAAGAGAGACUCAUUCAGAAGUCGGCGAAGAUGAAAUUUGGACUUCGAAGCUAAAUAAUAAUUUGAGUCAAAAGGACGCCACUAAUGAGUUCACGAUGCAUCAACUGAGGCUGGUUCCCUAUACAAAAAUAACCUAGACCUUCUUGAUCAGCCAAACAGAAAGGCUAAGAUUUCAAUUUCUGGCUAAAUAAAGUUUGGAGUGGUGGGACUGUGGAUCUACUAUGUUUUUGCUCAAUGCAAAAAAUGGGUGAGAAAGAAAGAACACGAAUGUAAAGAGAUGGAAUACGAAGGUUUUCAGGAGACUUGAAGGAUAUGAAUUUUCAGAAUAGAUAUAAGACAUUUUAAUUCCAGUCAGCUUGUAAGAACGUGAACAAAAUAUCAUAUCUGCAUUAACGGCGUGAAUAUUUUUACGAAGUGACUGCUCGUGAAUUUAUUCGGAAUUGCACCGUGAACAAAAUCUUCGCGGCAGUCUCGGAUAAUUUUUCAUUUAUUUGCGAAUUUUUAUCCAAGUUUCAUAUCGUUUUAUUAACACAAUCAAAGGACUGAAAGACAACAGACAUCUGUGACUCUAAUAUAAUUUGACGAUUAAAAGUUUAAGUAAAUCAGCUUGUCAAUUUUCUUUUUGACCGCAAGUUAUAAAUAAUUGUUUGAAGACGACAAUUACAACAGUCAUUUUUCAAGUCAGUACUGCGAUAGUUAAUUUUCAAACUCAGAAAAAUGCUAGCUCCGAUUCACGAUUUGCCGACGCAUUUGCUCCAAAAUGUAUUUUCACUGAUCGAUACGAGAGAUGUUUUUGCAUUCGCAGAAACCAGAAAAGAAGUUUCUCGGACACUUCCUCGUCUGGCUUGUAGAUGGAAAAUUCCACUGACCAUUGAAGCAGAUCCAGAAAACUUUGACGAGGUGCCGUUCGGAUGGGAACAAGUGAAAGGUUUCCUCGACCAAAUUGAAACGAAUGAUCUCUGGAAGCUUUCCGAGCUCACUUUGAAAUAUGUUCUUCCUGCCGAUGUGAAUUUGAACUUCUCGCUGACGCCAUUUGAAAAACUGAAAGCUGCCUGGACUUGGAAUGUAUCUGAAAUCCAUCGUCUUUCGAUCGUCAUUGAUGCCAGAAACGUCUCAGAAAGUCUUAAGAACAUCGGAACCAACCAGGAUCUGAAUUUGACGGCAGUUCUUCAAUCAUUUCCAAACUUGGCAGGUCUAUGUGUGGUCUUGUCUAAUGGGAACGGUAGGUUUCUAAACAACUUCAAGUGCACAAUUCAACUAGACGAAUCGACAGAAGAAUUGAAAACCGGAAUAAAGUAUUUCAAAUCUGAAGGUUUCGUUCUUGAAAGUAACUUCGCCGAUGCAAUGUCUCGAGUUUGCCCUGGUUUGCAGUCGGUCAAAACAUCAGGUGGAUCUUUUUCAACUUACUAUGGAUCGGACCGAAAACUGGAAAUGUUCUCGCGGAUGAAUGAUGUAACACUUCUGGAACUUUCCUCCUGGUAUGAAGAGUAUUUCUUACGAGACCAGGUUCCAAAAAACGAACAUCUGCGUCGGCUUUCGCUCCGAAUCGACUCGGUAACGAGUUUGAACAAUAUUUUGAAAAGCUGUCCGAAACUGGAGUCCCUUUCGGUAACCGGCUCGAACGAACUGAAACACCCAAAAGUGACUCUGCCUUCUGACCCGUCGCUUAAAUGGGAUUUUCAACAGCUGAACCACCUUCAGUUGGUCGAGUUUCCUCUGGCGAGUUUUGAUUUCUUAUACGAAAUGAAAAAUAUGCAGACUCUCAGUAUAAAAUGGAUGACGAAUGAGCAGGUUGAAACUCAACUAAUAUACUUGUCGAAAUUUUUCAAACCGAGAAGUGACAACAUGACUUGUGCAGUCGAAAAUCUGGUUAUCGAAGGUCGCUUGGACGAAGACCUCAUGAGCAGGUCUCUGAAAAGGAAGAUCGAGAAAAGUUUGAUCGAAUUAUUCCAAGGGCUAGAUUCAACAAUGAUUGAUCCAAAAAUCGUGGUUUUUGAUAUGCGAAGCAACAAUAAUUUCUACGAUUUGGACCAAAUUCCCGAGCCUGACAGGAUAACCCCGGACUAUUUCCGAGUGAAUGAUAAAAUAAUUCACGAAUGUUCCAAUUUGACUGUCUGGAAUACAUUGCUCAAAUUGGAGAACGAAGGAUGUGCUAUUCGCCUUUAGCUUACUGUAGUUUUGUUUAGUUUAGUUUACUUGCACCAUAAGUUGAAUUUGAGAUAGGGUAAAAUCAAUGUUAUAAUAGAUUCGUUUAAUCGAUCCUUGCAUUGUAAAUAUUAC
Molecule: messenger RNA, 2345 nt
Organism: Symsagittifera roscoffensis
Lineage: Eukaryota; Metazoa; Xenacoelomorpha; Acoela; Convolutidae
Exons: 2
Coding region: 783-2231 (482 amino acids)
Molecular function (GO): protein binding
Source: RefSeq, a predicted model, not a curated record